ACACUGAGCAUUGGUUUGGUUUGCUCCACCUCGCUCUUCUUUGCUAAAGACAUGCAUGUAUUGAGUGGCCUUACAUAGAGUUGUUGAGCUCAACUUGUGAUAAUGCUGACACUGAGAGAAACUCACCCAAGAGCUGCUCCGGAGGUUCAUGUGGUAACUUGCUGCUUCCGUGGCCUUGCCUUAGGCCAGUUGGCGAGCCUGGGGGUUUCUUCAGGAUUGAACUACAUCUGCCUGGUGUCUGUCUGCUUGCUGGAAAGACUGAACUACAGUUGCUGGUUCAUGUCUGAUGUCUGCUUGCUGAAAGGACUGGUCUGAAGCAGCUGAAUAGUAUUUGGUGUUUGCUACGGGACUGAAGUGUUGAGAAAGAAGAUCACGCUCAGCCCGGAAGAACAACUGCUGAACAGGUCCACUUCGCAUCCUAAUAACUUUCCUCUUCUAUUGCCUCUGCUGGAUGGUGGGCUAGAAAAGAGGUCGAACACUUAUUAAAAGUCAGCCGCAAAAAAUGUAUGCCUACAGGUGAACAUCUGGUAUCCGAGACAUUUGAAGCCAAAAUCCACCACUUAGAGACCCGGCCUGCCCAGAGGCCACUGGCGGGAAGCCCCCACCUGGAGUACUUUGUGCGCUUUGAGGUGCCCAGUGGCGAUCUGGCUGCCCUCCUCAGUUCUGUGCGUCGGGUGUCUGACGAUGUGCGCAGUGCCAGAGAGGACAAGGUUCCCUGGUUCCCAAGGAAAGUGUCAGAGUUGGAUAAGUGUCACCACCUGGUCACCAAGUUUGACCCUGACCUGGACCUGGACCAUCCGGGCUUCUCUGACCAGGUGUAUCGCCAGCGCCGGAAGCUGAUUGCAGAGAUUGCCUUCCAAUACAAGCAGGGUGAACCAAUUCCCCACGUGGAAUACACAAAGGAGGAAAUUGCUACCUGGAAGGAGGUAUACACCACGCUGAAGGGCCUCUAUGCUACCCACGCCUGCCGGGAGCACCUGGAGGCUUUCCAGCUUCUGGAACGGUAUUGUGGCUACCGAGAGGACAGCAUUCCACAGCUGGAGGAUGUGUCCCGCUUCUUGAAGGAGAGGACUGGCUUCCAGCUGCGACCUGUGGCCGGUCUACUGUCUGCCCGUGAUUUUCUGGCCAGUCUGGCCUUCCGUGUGUUUCAAUGCACACAGUACAUCCGUCAUGCCUCCUCACCUAUGCAUUCACCUGAGCCAGACUGCUGCCACGAGCUGCUGGGACACGUACCCAUGUUGGCUGACCGCACAUUUGCCCAGUUCUCCCAGGACAUUGGACUUGCAUCUCUGGGGGCUUCAGAUGAAGAAAUUGAGAAACUCUCCACGGUGUACUGGUUCACUGUGGAGUUUGGGCUGUGUAAACAGAACGGGGAGCUGAAGGCUUACGGUGCGGGGCUGCUGUCUUCCUAUGGAGAGCUCCUGCACUCCCUGUCAGAGGAGCCCGAGGUCCGGGCCUUUGACCCAGACACAGCGGCCGUGCAGCCCUACCAAGAUCAAACCUACCAGCCGGUGUACUUUGUGUCAGAGAGCUUCAGUGAUGCCAAGGACAAGCUCAGGAACUAUGCCUCUCGUAUCCAGCGCCCAUUCUCCGUGAAGUUUGACCCGUACACCCUGGCCAUUGAUGUACUGGACAGUCCUCACACCAUCCGGCGCUCCUUGGAGGGGGUCCAGGAUGAGCUGCACACCCUGACCCAAGCACUGAGUGCCAUUAGCUAAAUGCAUAGGGUACCACCCACAGGUGCCAGGGGCCUUUCCCAAAGUUCCCAGCCCCUUCUCCAACCUUUCCUGGCCCAGAGGCUUUCCCAUGUGUGUGGCUGGACCCUUUGAUGGGCUGCUCUUGCCCCCCCCUCACCAACUGCUUCUCAACCACAUCUUACUACUGCAUGCGUUUCAGGAUGGUCCUGCAUUCCUCCUGCCCUUCAUGCUGUAUUCUACCCUGAUUAUUAUCUCAAUA
Mus caroli (Ryukyu mouse) is the source of this 1956-nucleotide messenger RNA. NCBI's taxonomy places the organism in Eukaryota, Metazoa, Chordata, Mammalia, Rodentia, Muridae. The record is from RefSeq and is a predicted model, not a curated record.